This is a messenger RNA of Theobroma umbraticum, 1458 nucleotides long. It is a transcript of the gene BZO2H3, whose product is annotated as bZIP transcription factor family protein. The record is from RefSeq and is a predicted model, not a curated record. Gene Ontology annotation, molecular function: DNA-binding transcription factor activity. Gene Ontology annotation, biological process: regulation of DNA-templated transcription. NCBI's taxonomy places the organism in Eukaryota, Viridiplantae, Streptophyta, Magnoliopsida, Malvales, Malvaceae.
CUGAAUCAGCAGAUAAUAAAACCAAACCACCCUAAACGACCCAACCAAGCACAAGAAUGGAUAGAGUCUUCUCUGUCGAAGAAAUCUCCGACCACUUCUGGUCCUCAUCCUCCGCCGUCUCCACCGCUGAUGACGAUAAGAAACCCGGCUCUCAAAUGAACCGUAGUGCUUCCGAGUGGGCUUUUCAGCAGUUUCUUAGUGAAGAAGCUGACAGGAAAGGUGAAGAUGAAGAAGGAGAAGAGGAGGAGGAGGCUAAGGAAGAGCUGAAGGAGAAGAAGGAGAAUGGGGUAAUGACUUCGUUUAAUGGGUGUUUAGAGAACAAAGAUAAAAAUAAUAUUCCAGUGGAUUCAGAGGAAUACCAGGCUUUUCUUAAAACCAAGCUUAACUUGGCUUGUGCUGCUGUUGCCAUGUCAAGGGCAUCUUUUGUAAAAUCCCAAGACUCUGCUGCUAGAGCCGACAGUGGAUCACAAGCAUCCAAUACUCCACAAUUGGGAUCCAAAGCUACUUCUAAAGGAGCUGACAAUAAGGAUGGUAAUGCACCGGUUGAAAUUCCUUCUUUGCCAAAUGGACAGAAGAAAUCUGUAGCUCAGGUGAGGCCAAGCACGAGUGGAUCAUCAAGAGAACUGUCAGAGGAGGAUGAAGCUGAAGGGGAAAAUGAAACAAUGGAGAACAUGGAUCCUGCUGAUGUAAAACGUGUAAGGAGGAUGCUUUCCAAUAGAGAGUCAGCUAGGCGCUCGAGAAGAAGAAAGCAGGCCCAUUUGACAGAACUUGAGACACAGGUUGGCGAACUAAGAGUUGAAAAUGCAAGCUUAAUGAAGCGUCUCGCUGACAUUAGCCAAAAGUACAAUGAAGCAGCUGUGGACAACAGAGUUUUAAAAGCUGAUGUUGAAACAUUGAGAGCGAAGGUAAAAAUGGCUGAGGAGACAGUCAAAAGAAUCACUGGUUUGAACCCACUGUUCCAUGGCUCGUCUGAGAUAUCAACAAUGGCCAUGUCAUCAUUUGGUGGAAGUCCCUCUGAUACAUCAACGGAUGCUGCUGUUCCUGUGCAAGACGGCGCAAAGCAUCCUUUGUAUCAGGCUUCUGCAAACAAUCCUAUAUCCACUCAUGACCUGAAAGUCAGCAAUGCAUUGGCAGACAUUUCUUCAGUUGAAAACAUACAACCAAAUUCUGCAGGAUCAACAGUAAUGGGAAGCAAAAUUGGCCGGACAGCGUCUCUGCAGCGAGUGGCUAGCUUGGAGCAUCUGCAAAAGCGGAUCCGUGGGGGCGGAAGCCCCUGUGGGCCUCAGUCCAAUGGGGAGCAGUAGUAUCAGACAACACAAGCAUAGUGUAAGAGAGUUUUUACUGAAGAGUGUCUUGGAAUGACAAACCUGCACUAUAUUUCUGGUUUAACUUGUGGCAAACAAUGUUAUUCUUUAUGUUAAUCAUGCAGUAGUGCAACUGCUAGAUUUAACCCUUCAA